AUGACGCUCAUCGUAACGAAGACUAAUAAAAGCCUCAAGGGCCACAAAGCAAUUAUCCUUCUGAAUACCGAGUCUCCCAAAACCCAGGUCGAAGCUAUCCAAAAACAAUUCCCUGACCUGACUAUCAAGACAUUCAUUGAGAAGAAGCAUAACGAGCCUUUGGAGCCUCAGUUUGAUGAAAAGGAAUGGAAAGAUACCACCAUCAUCUUGACUGCUGUGGCCACUGUUCACCUACUGCCGAAACCAGAGCAGGUGCCUCACCUGCAAUACAUCCAACUUACUAGCGCUGGUGUAGACCAUUUGACCAAGAAUCCCCUUUUUGCCGACACAAAGAUUCCUAUCUGCACAGCUAAUGGCGUUCAUGGACUGAGAUUGUAUCAAGUGAAAGAAUACUCCAAACUUCAGGACCAAGGCCAAUGGCACCGUCUCAACAAUGACCCCGAAGAUGCCACAGACACAGCUGGCAAGCGAAUUGGAAUCUUAGGGUACGGCAGCAUAGGACGUCAGACAGCUCGUCUAUCCAAGGCACUAGGCCUGGACGUCCACGCCUACACUCUCCAUCCUCGCAACACCCCCGAGUCCCGUCGCGACGACUCCUACACACCCCCAGGCCUCGGAGAUCCAGAGGGUGAAUUUCCUAGUAAAUGGUUCUCAGGCGGGUCCAAGGAAGAUGUCCGCGCGUUCCUCGACUCAGGCCUUGAUAUCGUUGUCAUCGCAUUACCGUUGACUGAGAAAACGAGGGACCUGAUUUCCAAGCCCGAGUUUGACAUACUCGCCAAGAGGAGAACAUUUGUAGUCAACAUCGCCCGUGGACCUAUUGUUAACACGAACGAUAUUGUCGAGGCAUUGAAUUCUGGGAAGAUUGUGGGUGCGGCGUUGGAUGUGACCGAUCCUGAGCCGUUGCCUAAGAACCACCCUCUUUGGAGCGCAAAAAAUGUGAUUAUCACGCCUCACAUCAGUGCAAAUUCCUCAUUCUAUUACAAGAGGUUGUUCGACAUCUUCGGUUUGAAUUUAGAGAGACUAGGUGCGGGGCAGAGUGAUCUUAUCAACAAGGUCAACAGACGAGAAGGUUAUUAG
This is a messenger RNA of Fusarium venenatum, 1077 nucleotides long. The record is from RefSeq and is a predicted model, not a curated record. Lineage: Eukaryota; Fungi; Ascomycota; Sordariomycetes; Hypocreales; Nectriaceae.